Ruditapes philippinarum (Manila clam) is the source of this 6406-nucleotide messenger RNA. RefSeq lists its product as uncharacterized. Lineage: Eukaryota; Metazoa; Mollusca; Bivalvia; Venerida; Veneridae. The record is from RefSeq and is a predicted model, not a curated record. Gene Ontology annotation, molecular function: protein binding. The transcript has 38 exons. The coding region runs from base 153 to 6296 and encodes 2047 amino acids.
GUUAAUUUCGUAUAAACAUUAAACCAGUCUAGCACCAUAAGCUACAGAAAACUUCGGAAAUUCCGAAAUAAAGUGUUGUUACUUUAAUAGCGAAACAAGCUAUGACCAUAAUAUAACGGAAGUCUAAGUGACUGAGAAAAUAAAAGGAGAAAAUGUCAGACUCAGAUUUGCCCGAUCUUGUUGAAUCAUCAGAUGACAGCAGUGAGGAUAAUGAACAAUCCCAGAAAGGUUUAACAUAUGCUGAUACUUGGCUGAAAAAGGGAGAUAAAUAUCUGGAAAAGCAGGAGUUGUGGAUGAGAGUUUUCUCCCUUGCACCUUUCUUGUUUGGUGUUAACAACAUCAUAUCAUCAGCUUGGAAUAAAGCAUUGUUAAAUGCUAAACUGCUGCUUAAUGAGAGAAGUUACAGGGAUCAUCGGUCAACUUAUCUAGAAUGGCAGGAAUGGGAUAACUUGGACCUUGUUGAUCAUGUAGUCUCAGAAGUACAGAUACAUCUUAGAGACCGAAAUCGUUUAGCAAAGAGUUUGGAUUGUGCUGAAAAACUGGAUGAUUGCAAAGACGGUGUAGUAAUAGAUGUUGACCUGGCCAUCACUGAAGCUGAUAAAGUGACGGAGAUUUCAGAUUUAUGGAGGAGUAUAUUAAAAAAUGAGCUAUCUAAUGGGAAGGAAAAAGCAGCAAAAUUUGCAGUUCUCUAUGUGAUACGAAUAUAUCGAGAACAUGUCAUAUUUCAAUGUGUGAGGUCCAUUGAUUUCAUUGAAGAUACAAAGAAGAAGUUCAGACCAACCAACCUGAUGCUAAAGAAUACUGAAGACUAUAAGAAGAUAGGGAAUGAGUAUUUUAAGCGGGAGGAAUUUAGUGAGGCAGUGAUGUCCUAUUCUUUGGCUAUUGUAGAAGAUCCUUUUAGUCAUGUAUAUUAUGGAAACAGAGCUCAAGCAUUUAUAUCCCUGAAGCAAUUCAAGGGUUGGGGCCACUAUAGAUAUGCAUUAGCAUUUAACGAACUUGGACAACUUGACGCUGCGAUUAGAGUAAACAAGAGGGGCUUAGAGCUGUGUAGAAAAUCCAGUAACCAGGACUAUCAGAAUGUGAAGGACCUUGAAUCACAGGGGGAAAAUUUUUGUCAAAAUAGAAAAAGUGGAAGUGUGUUGACCCCAAUACCAAAAGACCUUGGUGAUAAACUUAACUUGUAUCCGAGUCCCCAAACUGAUCUGGCAGAGAAACUUGGUUGCAAUGUUCCGGGUAAAACAAGGAAAAUAAUCGAUGAGCGUAAAAGUAAAGGAUCCAGCGACUCAGACUCUGAUACAUCUAGUUCACAUGACCAUAAGAAGGUAAAGCGAAAGAAAAAAACAAAAGGGAAGUCAAUUCCAAAAGAUAUAUCAUCCAACUCAGACAAAGGCAAAGAAAAGACAGAAGAGAUGGUAAUCCCCCAGGAGAAACGUAAUGGAAAUGAUUCACUAAAGAACGCCAAAUUAGAACUACAACAACAAAAAGAGGAAUUUAAGACGUACCUUAGUGACGCCUUGGACUCGUUAAUGAAACAGGCAUACAAGAAAGCUAUGUCAAGCUAUCAGAAGGCCUUAGAUCUUGUUGUUUUAAAUGGCAAUCAGAAGGAAUUUAGUAUGGAUGAUUCGGACAUGCUGACAUUGAAAUAUGCCUUCAGUAUAUCAGCUAUUGGUACCUGCAACUACAAGAAUAUACUAGAUGGUAUAGAAAAACUGGAGGAGAUCAAGGAUUAUUGUGAGACACAUGAUGAUGUGAAGUUUCCCGUGCUUUACUAUGGUCUCGGCAAGGCUUAUGUUAGCCUAAACAGGUUCCCGGAAGCACUGGAGCCAUUACAAGAUGGGUACCAGGUAGCUAGUAGUGUUACCUACCCACUGGUAACCUGGCCAGGAACCAAACAACUCAUUAAAGAGACAGAUCCAAAUAUUCUACAGGAUAGUUUAAAAAAUCUGCUACAGUUAUGUAAAUUUCCACCAACACCGGAUGCUGUGUGCAGGAAUCAUAUGGACACUUCUGAUAAACGUACAGUAAUCUAUCUCACAGACCCAGAUUUCAAGGGCUACAUACAGAUUAUAUGUCAGAUGCAUUGUGUGGUCACAUUCCAUCAAGUUUGUUUCAGGUCGUACAAAAAUAGCUUGAAUAAACAAAGUGAUAAGGAUGUUUUAGACACCAUAUGUCCGACACCAGAUUGUGCGUGUUUCAUCAUUAAAGUACACGUUGUCAGAUCUGACAGUCUCUCUAAAGAGUAUCUCUCUGAGAAGUAUUCUGAUAUGAAAGAUGGCAAAAGCAAGAAACCUGUGGAAAAGCAGAAGACAACAAAUGAAACUAAGAUUGCUAAAAAACAGGAUAAGAAAGAUAAAAGGAAGCAGAAGAGAAAAGAGUAUAUAGAUCAAGAAUAUCUUACAAAUAAACAGAAAAAUGAAGAAUCAGAUGAAGUAAUUACAGAUGGAGCUAGUGCUAUGGCAUUUAUAGCUGACAUAGAAAAUGAGGUACAGGCACUCCCUGAUGUUAAAGACACCACUGUGCUUAAAAAAGAUUCUUUAGAUGUGCAGAAACCUGGAAAAAGCCGGAAAAAUAAGAAGAAAAGUAAGGACAAGACUAAACAGAUUCUAAAUGUGGAGGUGAACUUCUCUGAUAGAAGGGAGGAAACUCUUCUAAAUGAAAAUUCCGUUCUCAGUGACGAGGAAAAGGAGAAUAAAAACAAACCUGAGGCAGCCCUGAACCCAUUUUCUGUUCCCACUGAGCUGAAAACACAAAUAAAGGACUUUGAGAAGACAUACACCGGACCACCGAAAACAGCAUUGUUGUCUAAACCAGAUGAAGUUACAGAAAAUCUAUUUUUGUAUUUUGUUGAAAUUCUGAAAGCUAACGGACCUCUAGCUAUAGACGAUACUAGAAUUCAGCAGGAAUUAGAGGUGUUUCCUCCAGAAGCUUUAGAAAAGAUUAAAGCAGUGGGCGGAGUUGCAGACUUUUUAAGGCAGUCACUCAAAUUUGCUGUCAUUGACGAUGUUAUUUCACUAAUGUCUGACGCUGUACGCGCACGUGAAAUAGCUUUAAUUCGCAGACAAGAGCGUCAAAGCACGAAUACUGAGCCAGCUGUGCCUAAUGCCUGGAAAACAGUCGGAAAAAGUGUAAAUAAUGUUGAUGCAUUGAGUGAAAGUGUAAAAACUAACGCUAACUUACCAGGAUCUAUUUCUACUUCUUCAAGUUUAAAUUUUUCUGGAGUUAAUUCAAGUGUUAGUUUAACAACAUUAUCUAGUUACCCAAAUGCAAACAAUUCAAAUAGUGCUGUUCCAUUUAUGGAUUUACCAACUACGACAUCUUCUCAAAGUGACCGUCCAAUGCACUGGUCAGAAGGCGUCAGCAGUUUCGAUAUUAAAACGGUUAUUAAACCUCCGGUGCCUGUAUCAGUACCGGCUCCCAAACCAGUUCCUGUUCCUGUUAUUGACACUUUAGACUCAAUUGAUGAUUUACCUAUUGUAGAUAAUAGUUCACAUAAGUUGACAAAAGAUCUAGACGAUAUUGAUGAUUUAGACAAAAUUUCCGAAAGUGGAAGUGAACUCCGCGAUAGCCAGGAAAGUGGUGGCUAUAAGAACGGUUUAAAACUUGACCCUAGACUUGCUUCUUUAGAAAUCAGUAAAGUUGAUUCAAACAGUAGGUGUAGUUCUAAGUCGGAUAUCAGUGAUCCGAGUUACGGAAGUGCAUUUGGAAGUAUCGGUCAACAUCAGAAAGUGUCAAAUUUGUGGGACAAGAUGGACAGUGAUUUUGAUUCAUCUUGGGGUAAAACUAGUAAGGAAGAUUAUCAGAUUGGUGAGAAGAACAAUGUAGAAAGUGUUGCUAAUGAAGCAAAGAGACUUGGAGAAGAGUUUGUCCGGAAAUCUGACGAGACUUUUGUGGUGGAAUUAGCUGAAUCAGUUGUUAAUAAAUUGUAUGAAGGAAAAACAGUCACUGAAAGUGAACGCGCUUCAACCCUCCGCAAAGUGUCUGCUGACAUAUGGAAAGAUUUUGAAAGAAGUGCAAAUGCAGCAAAGAAAGGAGGGUCAAGUUUGUGGGCAAAUACACCAGCCGGAGUGGAUUAUAGUAAGAACAUGGGAAAGUUUACAACAGAUUUUAUGAAGAGACAUUAUAAUUCUGAAAGGAAUAUUGUUUCCCCAACCUCAGAUUUGAGUGCUUUGCAAACUCAAAAACCUCUAAUGACUACAGAUAGUUUUAGUUCUUUUACAAAUAAUUCUGGUUUUAAUUCCACAUAUCCUUGGCCAGAUGGGAAAUCCACUGUGGACCCUCAGGGGCCGUCAUCAAUUUCAUCAAAUUCAGGAUAUACUCUUUUUUCUGGCCCCACUUGGGGCUUUGAUUCUUUUAAUAGCAAUUCAAAUACUAGUGUUUCACCAGUGAUAGCCCCUCCUCCAAAAUCUGUAUUGCCCCCUCCCCAUCAAGGACAUUUUGUUCGACCUCCAUUAGCUGUUUCAAGUUAUUAUCAAAAUCCAAAUAUUCAGGUGCCUUUUCGACCACCGCCUCGUUUACCAAUGCCUCCACCGAUGGGAAUGCCAUUCCCACCUCAAAUCAGAUUUGAAAAGAAAGACAAAGACAUUCAAGCCACUGUACAAGUUAGUUCAGUAGAAACAAUGACAGAAGAGUAUGAACCUUAUAAAAUGGAAUAUUUUCAAAUGAAGGAAAGCCGUGAUGAUGCUAUAAGGGUAAUGGCAGAGAGUAAAGCCCUUUAUGAGAAACUUAUUCAUGAGCAUAAAGCAAAAGAGCAACAAAUUAUGGUUUUAGAAGCUGAUAUUAACAACAAAGUGGGAAUGUUUGAACUAGAGAAAAAAUCGUGGAAAAAUGAACGAGAAGCUUUUAAAGAUGAAAUAAAACGGCUCCAGGACCAAGUAUUUGCCAAAGAGAGUCAAGAUAAAGAACUGAAGGAGAAAAUGAUAGGGCAAGAAAGAAGAGUUAAUGAAUUGGCAAUUUUAGCUAAAGAUCAAAGAGAUAAAGAUUUGACUGAGAUCAAGAAGUGUAUGGACAACGCUGAAAAGUUACGACAUAUGCACGAAUCACAACUCCAACGUGCCAUAUCUGCCGAGACGGAAAUACUGAAAGUGAAGUUACAAGCUGCUAAAAGUGUCCUUGAGCGAGCUCAAAAAGAGGCGACAUUCCAUCAACAGAGAUUGUCUAGUUUUGUACAAAAACACGAGGAAGAAAAUAAACCUAUCCCACAAGCCCUUCAACAGGCUCUAGACUUUAUGACGUCAGCAGUGAAGAAAUCCGAGGAAAAUCUUAAAAACAUUGUGGCUGUAUAUGAGGAACAGAUUAUGAAAGUAAAAUCAGGAACUCUUCUAUCUGAGCUUGAACAAGUCAACAUUCCUAGUCCUACCUCAGUUCCAGAAUCAAUUCGGGGUUUACCAUUUAUGCAGAUGGGUAUGCCAGGUUUUAUGAUGCCAAGGAUGCAGUUUCCAAAUAGGCCUCCUUUCAAUAAUCAAGGUUCUCCGGUAGGUUCACCACAAUUAGCCAUUGGUCCUCCUGUAUCCAAGGUACCACCAAAACUCACAGAAACAGCUUCUAAGGCUGCGAUGCAGCAUAUGGCGCAAUCCUCGAUCAGUAAAGCUGGACCUCCUAACAGCACUUCUCAGAGCCUUUAUAACACAUCUGGUCAGCCACCUGUGCAGACCAUGCCUCGACCAUUGGUACCACCAAGUUUGAGUUUGGGAAUCUCCAAAUCAGAACCACCAAGAGCUCCCCUGGCGGUACCGAACAGACCUCCGUUACGGCCCAUUGGUGGAGUUGCUGCACAGAUGUCUAGCUUUGAUAAACUUGUUCUGAAAUUAAAGAUGACAUUCCCAGAUAAAUCCAGAGGGGAGAUAAGCCAGUUAAUUCAUACAUUACGUCAGAAGCGAGGCGGCUCUUUGUCCGGUAUGACAAUGGAGGAUAUUAUACAGAAGUUCGCCGAGUUAAUUGUCUCACAAGAUCAUCCGCAGCCGGGGAAUACAGAUAUACAGGAACAACCGACUGUUCAACAGAUGAUUGGUGGUAAACCUUUGGGACCUCCACCUGGCCUCAAUAGUUCUUGGGCUUUCAUGGCAGCAGGUGGGUCAAAGGAGGGACCGGGUAAGGGCUCUGGCGCAGAACUGUACAAUGAUGACGAGGACCCUUGUGUCAUAUGUCAUGAGGAAAUGAACCCGAGCUCCAUUGUGACUCUAGAAUGCGGUCAUCUCUUUCACGAUGAGUGUAUCAGGAAAUGGUUCCAGGAACAAAGUACAUGUCCAAACUGUCGUGUACAUACUCUCCUUUCAGAUGAGUUCCCAUCACUAGGCUAAUUGGAGGAAUUUAUACUAUAAUAUUGAGCCUUUAUAAUCUUUAUGAACUUUAUAAAGUUAAUAUGUUUCCGUUCUUAUUGAACAUUCAUGUGUUGAUUCAAAAUUCAAAU